Molecule: messenger RNA, 237 nt
Organism: Heterostelium album PN500
Lineage: Eukaryota; Evosea; Eumycetozoa; Acytosteliales; Acytosteliaceae
Exons: 2
Coding region: 1-237 (78 amino acids)
Source: RefSeq, a predicted model, not a curated record
AUGUUGGUCGAACAACAACAAGAGAUUCGUUUGGAUUCCUAUGUGACAGACGAUGCCAACACAUCGAAGAAGAGAAAGGCAGACGAUCUUGCAGAUUACUCGCUCGACAAGUUGGUGUCUGGUUACGUCAGUGAAAAUCAAAAGAAUUCCUCGGUUCUAAACGCAAGCAUUGCAAUCAACAACAAUCAACCAUCGAAAUCUGAUUCUAUUGAUGAUCUUUUCGAUCAAAUCGAAUAA